AUGGGCAGGAGCAGCAGGAAGGGCAAGUGCGCAGCCGCCGUGGCUCCCGCCGCCGACGACGCCGACUACGCCAUGGCUUCCGCGGAGGCGCCCGGCGGGGAGCAUCAUCAGGCACCGCCGCCGGCUCCCGCGGAGGGAACCGACGCCGGCGAGGCCGCCGCGGCCAACGGGGACGCGACGGCGGUGGAGCUGGACGAGCCAAGGCGGGACUCUUCGCCACCGGAGAGCGGCGACGUGGAGGCCGUCGCGACGCUGAAGCGCCUCAACGGCAUCCUCGUCAGCGCGGCCGCCGAGGAGCGGAAGCGGGUGGCGGCGCUGGAGGCGCGGCUCGCCGAGCUCGCCGCCGACGCCGACGCCGCCGCGCUCGCGGACGCGGAGCGCGCGGUGCUGCUCAUGGCCGUCUCGGCCCCGCUCAGGGCCGCGGAGGAGGAGCGCGCCGCGCUGCUGGAGCGCCUCGCGGCGGCGCGGGACUCGCUCGGGCGCGCCCAGGCGGAGGCGGCGCGCGAGGCCAGCGCCGCCGCCGAGGCUGCGGAGAACGGGCAGCUCUCGGAGCACCUUCGUGCGAAGGAGAACGAGGCGGAGGCGGCGGCACAGGAAGUCGCCCGAUUGGAGGCUGUGGUUGCCGGAUUGGAGGCCCAGAGCUCGGACCUGCGCGCGGAGAUGAGCGAAUUGGGGAGCCAAUUGGAGGCUAUGACCGCGUCAGCUCGUGAUGUCCAAUCCCAGAAGGAAGUGCUGGAAUCAACCUUCAACGAGUUCAAGAAGGAAGGCGAGGUUUACAAGCAGGAGAUGGAGGUGAAGCAUGAGAAUCAAUUGAAGGAAUUGGAGGCUCUGCAAUCCAGGAAGGUGGAAUUGGAGACGAAGGUGGAUUCUUUGGAGGCAGAGCUCUCAGCGGCUGUUGCUAGGAACCAUGAAUUAGAGUCUGAAGUGCACAAGAUGGAGACGGAGAUGGCUGCUACCAACGAGGAGGUGGAGAAGCUCCAAACCUUGCUUGCGGAGCUGGAUCAGAAGCAGAUUGUUGUGGUUGCUGAAGUGGCUAGGCUCCAAAGUGAGAUUGACCAAGUGGUGACGACGAAAGAAGCAGCUGCUGCGGCACACGACUCUGAGAAGAAAAUGAUCCAGGCUGAAUUGGAGAUGCUGAAAGGGAGCAUUGACAGGAUUCAGGCUGAGAAAGAUGAUGCUUUAGGCAUGGUACAUGCUAAAGAUGCUGAGGCUGCAAAGUUGAGGGAUGAACUGAAGAAGCUCCACAGUGAAAUGGCUGAGCUGCGUGCUCUCUGCGAUGAUCUUGAUGGGAAGUCUUCCUCCCUCGAAGAUGAGAAAAGUUUGGUUCUGAAAGAACUUGAGCAGGAGAAAGCUGAAGCAGAGAAGCUGAAGUUCAAAAUUCAGGAGCUUGAGUCCUAUAACAGAGACAAUGAUCGUGAGAUUGGGGUACUGAAGUUAGAUGUUGCAGACAGGGACAAACAAAUCAAUGACUUGACUGGGGAGCUUGAGCAGCUGCAGCUUGCAGUCCCCGAGGCGGAUCGCAGGGGGAACAAUGUGGUCUGGAAGUGGCUGGGUCCGGCUACCACAACCGUGUUAGCAGCUGCUUCCUUUGUCUACGCCGCACGCAGUCGGUGA
Molecule: messenger RNA, 1614 nt
Organism: Miscanthus lutarioriparius
Lineage: Eukaryota; Viridiplantae; Streptophyta; Magnoliopsida; Poales; Poaceae
Source: the annotation of a GenBank genome assembly